GGCAUGUUGACCCUUUCUUCUUUUUCUAACCUAGUACUGCAAAGACUCUUUCUUUACUUGGUGAUUGCUUUGCAGUUCUUGUUGACCUUAUUGGACCGAAUAAAUGUUCACCCUGAUAAUUAUGUGUACAGGAGUAAAUCACUGAAUUUCCUUGUGGACAACAUGGCCGUCUAUAAGUACCUGGAAAUUAGAAAAUCUAAUUCGUUGGCAUUGGAAAGUUCACAACAUUUCAAAAAAGUUAUAAACACAUUAAGUGGUCUCUCUUUUACAAAGCAAUUAUCCAUUAAUAUGAAGCAAAAGGUGGUUAUUCAAUUAUCCAUGAAUGGGAAUGAUCAUAAAUCUCGUUCCAAGGCCUUCAAGAUUGCGGUUUCUCAGCCAGGGGUAGAAUCAGCAGCCAUACAAGGACAAGAAAAUAACCAAUUAGAAGUUGUGGGUGAGCAGAUUGAUGCAGUGGUACUGACCAAUUUGCUUAGAAAAAAACUUGGCCUGGCUGAGAUUGUCACAUUUGGCCCUGUUGCUGUUGGUGACAAAAAUAAGAGCCAAGAUUUAAUGGUGCAGUGGCAACCUUAUAAUUACCAGUCUCAUUAUGUAGUCCCUCAAUAUCCUGUUUAUGAAGUUAGAGAUUCAUAUCAACAGGGCUGCUCUAUUAUGUGAAUGUUAAAAAAUGCACAAUAGACUUAGGCGCUAUUGCUAUUUCUGUAAUUGUGUAUCAUGUAAUUUUCAAAUUUCAUAUGGAAUGGUGUGGAUACACGCACGCUUAGUGUAAUUUAAUGUCUCUAACAAGUUAAACACCAUCUCUU
Molecule: messenger RNA, 800 nt
Organism: Lycium barbarum (goji berry)
Lineage: Eukaryota; Viridiplantae; Streptophyta; Magnoliopsida; Solanales; Solanaceae
Exons: 3
Coding region: 4-654 (216 amino acids)
Molecular function (GO): metal ion binding
Source: RefSeq, a predicted model, not a curated record